CUCUCACCAUCAUUAUCCUUCCUAUAUUUACAUCAGAUUUUUUACAUCAUCUCUACACCCAAAACACAGUCCAUACCAUAUACCCUCUCAAAGGCCAUGUCAUCAAACUGCGACGAUUGCACCUUCAACCAAUAUGUACUGUACUGGCUAGUCUAUUAUAGCUGGCACUGGAUCCUUUUCUGGAUCUACGUAUGCUGGUGGGAAGACUCGAGAAUUAUUCAUCGUUCAAGGCUAGAGCCUCCGCCAAGUCCAAUCUCGUGGCUCGAAAGGAAAGGAUAUCUACAUACGAGAAAGGAUGCUCGCCGUCUAUUUAUUAUCCAUCUUAUUCUCCUGGCUUUAGAACCAGUAGAAGGAUACUGGAUCUUGACAGGAUGGUACCGGGCGUGGUUACCAGCAUGGACCAUGGUGCCAGAUCCCUAUGAUAUUGGGGGAAAUUUCGGUCGAUAUAUAGGUUUGAUUGCUCUCCCAGUAGGGCUAGUCAUGUUUUCCCUGGUAGGGGUGAUAUUGAUGAUAUCAACCGUGACGCAUCUGCGGGAGUUGUGGUCCUGGGAACCGGCCGAUGUCCAAGCCACUGAGAAUGGAGGUGGGAAAAUGCAUUAAGAGUGGAAGAGACAGAGUGGGGGUAAUAUAGCAACAAGCACCUGCUUUUGUUUCAGUUACUACGUUUGAUUUACUGUGAUUCAUUACUAGAGACUGGAGAACGAAAGGGCACCGCGGUCCAGUCAUGCUACUUGGCGGUGGUCAAGUUUCUGGCAAUUAACAGUAAUGGAGGGGGUGUUGCAUUUGGUGGAGUUGCUCUGUAUACCCCAAUCCAUACUUGCACAUGUGGAUCCAUAUAUCUUAGCUAUCUCUGCUCCCGGGAUGGUGAUGGGUUGUGCUUAGGGACGGACGGAGAAUUGAACUAUAGUAUAGGGGAGAGAGACUUUUCUCCACAAACUGUUGAGUGAUAUGGACUCCUCUUUCUUUAAGAGUUCCUUUAUUUUUUCUAGUAUCCAUCUAGGGUAUUCUGUCCUCAGCUCUAUAGGGAUACUAGUGAUUGCUGUAAUCGAAAAUAUACUCGCAUAUUACGAGCGAAUCGCGCCUGUUUUAUGUUUCAAUUGUGUUCUCUAUUCUUUUCUCGUUUUUCUUUUCUGUGAUCUUAUCUGACCAUAAUUAUUAAGAAAGGCUAGAAAGAUAUUAUAUGUUUAUAAUGUAUAAUACAAGACUAACCAUUCAUAUAUAGAUCAA
Aspergillus pseudonomiae is the source of this 1227-nucleotide messenger RNA. RefSeq lists its product as uncharacterized. NCBI's taxonomy places the organism in Eukaryota, Fungi, Ascomycota, Eurotiomycetes, Eurotiales, Aspergillaceae. Bases 97 to 600 code for a protein of 167 amino acids. The record is from RefSeq and is a predicted model, not a curated record. The transcript has a single exon.